AUGGCCCAGAAAUUGCCCCUCGAGGGACUGCCGGCCGUGAAGCACUUAUCCAAGGUCCCGUCUCUAGAAGUUUUGAAGAGUGGACUGCUUGGAAGUCUGGAAGGUAGUCUGGACGGUUGCCAAUGGGACAAGGGGGACAUUUUGGCAUCGAUUCCGGAUACUGUUGAGCAAGCUGAACGUUCUUUGCACCUCUUGCACGCUCUACUAACACAGGUGCCUGGUCCAUGGCCCACGAUACCACUUAUACGAUGUUAUGCAAGACUCUCGAAGCUCCUACCUAAACAACUCAAGUCAAAUCCUGCAAGAGAGGUUGCGAAGUUUAGGCAAACGAUAUCGGCGAUGAUUAAAGACUCAUACGGGUCAUUGUUGGAUUUUAUUUGUCACGAUUCACGUCCAGCGCUGCGAGCAACGAAUCCAGACCAAUUUAUUACACAUAAAGGGUUGCAUGACUUUGUCGCAACUUUCCCCCUGGCUGUCGGCCCUGCGGAACGGAAACCGGUUGUUGCUAUUGCCCUUCCCAAUGGACCGCUUCUGGCGGCAACAUGCAUCGCCGUCACUACCUAUCACACUGCUGCCCCGAUCAACCCAAUGGCUGGGAUAGAGCAAUUUCGAGCCGACGUGCUACAGUCAGGUGCAAAGGUCAUCUUGACCAGCUCACAGGACUACGAGAAGUUACAGCUAGGAGAUGAAUGGGCCAGUGACGAAAAUAUAGAAAUUUUCGUCGUUGACUGGAAUAAUCGUGAUGACAUUCGUAUUCUCAAUACUGCCGGACAUGUUUUGAAGCCCCACGACACACGCCCACGACCAAAUGCACCUGACGAUAUUGCCUUGAUCCUUUUUACUAGCGGUACAUCCGGAACGAAGAAGGUCGUUCCAAUGAAACUGCAUUCGAUAGUUGCUGGAGUGGUAUUUGUCAUGGAUUCCUGGGCUCUGAGCCCAGUAGACACAUGCCUGAAUAUGAUGCCCCUGUAUCAUGUAUGUAUGCCAAUAUCAACACCACCGCUUCAGCUUGAGUCUGGUCGAGAAGGAACUUCCGGCAUCAGCAUCGGCCCGGAGCUUACUAUACUGGACUUGUCAGAUUGCAAGGUCGGCCCUGGGGUGGUUGGCAGGAUUUGCGUCCGAGGUGACCCUGUUUUCCCUGGCUAUUUGCUGCCCGACGGCUCGUUCGAUAAAUCUUCGUUUAACACUGACGGGUGGUUUGAUACGGGUGAUUUGGGCUACAUGGACAGUGACGACUACCUUUACAUUACGGGAAGAAGCAAAGAAGUUAUUAACCGCGGGGGAGAAAUAAUUUCGCCCUUUGAGGUUGAAAAUGCAAUCAUGAACGCGUCACUAUCACCAACCUCCCCCAUCAAGGGCAAAGUCAGCCAAGUAAUGGCAUUCUCAGCAUCACAUGACGUUCUUCAGGAGGUUGCCGCUGUGGUGCUCGUAACACCGCCUGGUAAACCCAGGGUUGACUUGAAAAGACUUCAGAACGCACUACGCUCCUCGUUGCAGCAAGUAAAGUGGCCGACACUAAUAGUAUACAUGGAUGACCUACCAAAGAAGAACAAUAAGGUGCUACGAAUCAAACUUGGGCAAAGGCUUGGUUUGCCGGUCCUUAGCGAAAACAUACCAUACCUGCGAAGACACUGGGAGGCAAUAUGCCCUGCUCCUGACACGGCGUUGUCUGUGUCGAUUGAAUGUGCUCCCUGUUGUAUUGACCCGGAGGCAAUACAACAAUCACUGGGUGCCGCAGCAUCGGCUGAUGUGAGAUGCCACGUGCGCCGGCGAAGUACAGAGGAUAUGCCGGAACUAUUCUGCGCUCCAGCGAAACGGAUUUACCCACCGCCUUCCACGGCGUUCGCGACAGACCUGAAAGAACAUCUCUGUGGCUCCCUUCAUAACUACAUGGUACCGGAAACAGUUCACUUACUAGAAGAGCCGCUUCCUGCCGAUGAUGGAGGACGAGUGGACGAUGACAAACUCCAGGUUGUGGUGGAUAGAUUGCUUGAGGCGUCUAUGGACAAGCUGGCCGAUUCAACAGAGGGAAAGGUGGCCAAAGUGUUUGCGAAUAUGCUCUAUUGCCACCCUGCUCAGUUGCCCAGAGACAUCGAUUUUUUCAGUCUUGGUGGCGACUCUCUCCGUGCCGGCCGUCUUUCUUCAGCUGUGAGGAGCGAAUUCGGCAUUCAGAUUCCCAUCAACGUCAUUUUUAACUCUGGCUCUAUUCAAGCCAUUUCGGCCUACGUGGACAAGGUUGCGCCAACAAGCAUAGCUAGCGGGACUGAAGACGAAGUCGUUGGAUGUACAAAAACGAACAGCUCGACAAAUCCAUUCCUGAUGGCGAUUCAACUGAUCCCCCUCGUCAUCUUGUAUCCGCUACGCCGCGCUUUCCAAUGGACCAUAUUUAUCGUGGCGUUUAGCUGUACGCAGGGUUGGCCAACCAAUACAACUGCUCCCGGCCGGCUCCUCAAUCUCACACUGAGUAUUCUAUUUUCUAGAAUGGUCGUCAGGCUUGUCGCUCCCUUCGUAGGUAUCCUUGCCAAGUGGAUCAUCAUAGGCCGGUAUCGUGAAGGCCUCUACCCGAUGUGGGGGUCAUAUCAUACGAGAUGGUGGAUGGUCCAGAAGGUCGUCAGUGUCACUGGCAAAGGGUGGUUCGGCUUGAAUGAUACGACCCAGACGUGGUACUGUAAACUCAUGGGUGCGAGAAUUGGAAAGAAUGUCAAGCUUGCCGGAGCAUCAUUGGGGGAGUGGGAUCUUCUAGAUAUCCGCGACAGCGCCGUCCUGAGUCGCUGCAUAUGCCGACCCUUUGCAGCCGAAGGAAACACAUCCAUGUAUCUAGGAAAAAUCACUAUCGGAGAGCGGUCUUCUGUUGGAACAUCAUCCAUCGUAGCGGCCGGCACGGAAGUCCCCCCAAACACGUGCAUUGGACCAAACUCUUCAAGUUGGGAGUUGCAGGAUGCGGACGAAGAAAACCGACACCUUUCACAGGGUACGGUACCACGACCUCACUGGCUGCUGACGAUUCUGCUUACUACACCCUUGCGGCUGAUAUCUUGGUUCUUGUCUCUCACGCCUUGGAUUGGAGGGUUGGUUGGCAUGGUUGUUCAGAAGCCUGCGGUUGCUGGUACGCCGAUUCGAAACAUGCUGGAUUGGUUUACGGAACCCAGACGUGUUGCAUUUCACUAUCUCGCUUUGAUUCUGAGGUCUUUUUUCAGCCCCUUUAUCGUAUUCGCGUUCUCGAUAUCCGUCAAACUUGUUCUGGAUGCGAUAUUUGGGAAGCCCAGUCUGCUCCACCAGACAGAACAUGACGGUACCAUUUCGACCUGGCGAGCAAAUCUGAUGAAGAGCCUUUUGCCCGCUUCUCGACUGCGUGAUAUGACGGCAAUGUUUGGUCAACACUACGAAGCGACGUCGAUUGCGCUGCGUAUGCUGGGGAGUAAGAUUGGUAAACGAGUUUACUGGCCGGGAACCGGACCUAGCAUCGGCGACUAUCACCUACUCGAUGUGGGCAAUGAUGUGGUAUUCGGCUCUCGAGCACAUCUCAUAACAUCUGAUGGCAUGGGGUCUGAGCCCAUUGUAAUUAGGGACGGCGCUAUGAUUGCAGAUAGAGUCUGUCUCCUUCCCGGAGUAGAUAUUGGCGAGCGAACCACGAUGGGAUCUGGUGCCUUGACAAGCAGAAACAAGAAAUAUAAGGCUGGUGCUACAUACGUAGGAUCGAAAGGACGCGAUGCCAUAUGUUUAUCAGCGGGAGACAGAGCGAAGCAGAACCCCCGACAAAGGAUCCGUCAUCUGGGCAGCGACGAUACUUUGGUCGGUAACCGAAGCAUUUCCAAGACACUGUCACCAGGAACGCGAAUCCAACGUAUAAGCAGUGACGACACUUUAACCGAGUCGCACACAUCGGAGAACAUGGAGUCUUUCCAGACUAGUGGUGGUGGUGGUGGUGAUACGGACGACGAGUCGCGCGUCCCUGAAACAAUCUCGCCGUUUGGGAAGGCUUUCUAUCUAAAGCUGGCUCCAUAUUGUGUUCUUGGACCCUUCGCCAUCUUCUGCUAUUCUUCGUUUAUGACCGUAUUUACUGCUUUCUACUGGAACAUACCAAACAUCUCUUCGAUUCAGUUGGUGGACUAUCUUAUGAAUCGGUUCAUUGCUCGAAACAACAGCAUCCUUUACGAGACCGGGGUGCUGUUUAGCUUGUGUACACUUGUCUUUGCUAUACUGACAUCGCUUCAAGCUAUUUUGACACUUUGUAUUGUCAUAGCAUCAAAGUGGGUAUUGAUUGGUUGGCGACAGCCUGGCAAUUAUGACUGGGACAAGUCACCGUACUGCCAACGGUGGCAGCUCUUCCUAAGCAUUGAAAGGCUCCGCAAACACUGUUAUCGUGGCCAGGGCAUUCUUGGUCUCUUGACUGGCACAAACUGGAUAGUCCUGUACUUUCGAGCCCUGGGUGCUAAAAUCGGAAACGACUGCGCGUUGUUUGCAAAUGGCCGCCCGAACUUAAUGUUUACUGAGCCAGAUCUAAUCACUCUUGGCGACAGGGUGACCGUAGAUGACGCCAGUGUCGUUGCUCAUAUUAACACACGUGGUAAAUUCGAUCUCAAUCGCUUAGAAAUUGGGAACCGUUGCGUUUUACGAACUGGCAGCCGGCUGCUCAGCGGGGCAAAGAUGAAAGACGAUAGCUGCCUGCUCGAGCACACACUAAUUAUGGGUGGUGAUACGGUAGAAAACAAUUGGACAAUGCAGGGCUGGCCAGCGACUAGAUACAGUGGACAUAGAACAAAAUAA
This is a messenger RNA of Metarhizium brunneum ARSEF 3297, 4767 nucleotides long. It is a transcript of the gene PCS60, whose product is annotated as Peroxisomal-coenzyme A synthetase. NCBI's taxonomy places the organism in Eukaryota, Fungi, Ascomycota, Sordariomycetes, Hypocreales, Clavicipitaceae. Gene Ontology annotation, biological process: fatty acid metabolic process. The record is from RefSeq and is a predicted model, not a curated record. Gene Ontology annotation, molecular function: medium-chain fatty acid-CoA ligase activity; phosphopantetheine binding.